AUGCACCCUCGUAUAGAAGAACCCUCAGAGCCCUCCAUACUGGUUGCCGAACGCCGGAUCUACCUUCACGUCGCACGAUUCAAGCGCGCGGCACGGAGCAUAGGAGGCCCUGAUGCAAGCACCGUCGACACCGCACAGCAAGGCAGUACCGGACGUGUCACCGGCAGCCCGCGAGGUAAGGACCUGCGCAAUUCCUGGGGUAAUUAG
Schizophyllum commune H4-8 is the source of this 207-nucleotide messenger RNA. RefSeq lists its product as uncharacterized. The record is from RefSeq and is a predicted model, not a curated record. The transcript has 3 exons. Lineage: Eukaryota; Fungi; Basidiomycota; Agaricomycetes; Agaricales; Schizophyllaceae. Bases 1 to 207 code for a protein of 68 amino acids.